AUGAACAAGACUCUGUUCAGCCUCCUCGUCUGGGCUGCCAGCGCGCUCGCCACACCCGUUGGAGGCCAAUGCCCUCCCGCCGGCCCCGUCCUACCCCCGCCCAAGUACCCAGCCAAACUAGACCCGCAGAGGCUGUCAUCCAGGAUCGAGGCCUUGGUUAAGAGCUCCGGCACGCGGUGGAACGUCUCGACCACGUCCUUCUCCGUAGAGCUAACCUCGGCGGACGCGACGCUAUUCGAGUACCACCACACCGCCGCGGUCAAGAACGCCAGCGGGGUGAAGACGGUGGACGCGGACACGGUGUACCGCGUCAUGAGCGUGACCAAGACGGUCAACGUGCUGGCACUACUGCUGAACGCGCCGCAUAAGAUUGACACGCCGAUUGGGGACUACGUAGAGGAGCUUAGGGGGUUCGGGCCGUAUGAGGGCGUUACGCUGCGGAUGCUGGCUAGUCAACUUGCCGGAGUGCCGAACAAGGGGUUCGCAUUUGAUCGGUAUCUACGGUACGGAGACGAGCUGGAAAAGGCGGGCUUUCCGAAGCCGGAUCCCAAGGACAUACCGACUUGCGACAAUCUCUCCAUGAAGACAUGCUCCCGCGCGGAAAUGCUGGAUGCCCUCAAGAGCAACAAGCUUAUCUUCAUGCCUGGCGACCGGCCCGCCUACUCCGACCAGGCCUACAUGCUCCUCGGCUGGGCAAUGGAGAAUAUCACGGGCAAGCCGUUUGAGCAAAUCGUUCGCGACAGCGUCACGGGCCCGUUGGGCCUGUCGGCGACGGGGUUUCAGGUGCCGGAGCUGUCGAGGGGCGUCAUCCCCGUGGGCAUCGGAGCGAGUUUCUUUGACCUGAGCCUGGGCAACUUCAACUACACCGCGGGUUUGUUCUCCACGCCACGCAACCUAACGGCGUAUACACGCGCCAUCCUUAACAACACGCUCCUCACGCCCGCGCAGACCCGUACCUGGCUCAAGCCCUCGUCCUUUGCCGGCUCGUACGCCAUGCACGUGGGCGCGCCGUGGGAAAUCUUCCGCCUCUCGCGCCUCACGCCCGACGGCCGCCCCAUCGACGUCUACACCAAGUCCGGGUCCAUGCCCGGCUGGGCCGCGUACGUCCUCCUCGUGCCCGAGUACAACAUCGGCGGGACCAUCCUUGUUGCGGCGGUAGACGCCAACGCGCCCAGCCUCUCGCUCCUCGACGCGGUGACGGACGCCGUGGUGCGCGAGGCGGACGCCCUGGCGAGGAGGCAGGCCGAGAGAGCCUACGCGGGCCGCUACUCGUCGGGCGGCGACAAGUCGUCGUCGUCGUCGAGCUUGGAGCUCGUCGUGGACGAGGGCCCUGGCUUGCGGAUCAAGUCGUGGCGGGCGGCGGGCGGCGCCAAGUCCGUCCUCGCGGCGCUGGCGGAACAGAAGGGGGUUGCGGACGAGGCGGAGCUCGAUGCGCGCAUCUAUCCCAUCGGCGAGGGCGGACGGUGGCGCAUGGUGCUGGAGAAGCUGGGGAGGAGGGCGGCAACGCCGUCGCGGCCCAGCGAGGCGUGUGCGAACUGGUUCAACUAUGACACCUGGCGGUAUGCGAGCCGUCCGGUGGAUGAGUUCGACUUUGAGGUUACGGAGCAGGGUGCGGUGAAGAGUGUUUCUAACCCGGGUCUACGCUCGACUAUGACCAAGGAAUAG
Molecule: messenger RNA, 1665 nt
Organism: Purpureocillium takamizusanense
Lineage: Eukaryota; Fungi; Ascomycota; Sordariomycetes; Hypocreales; Ophiocordycipitaceae
Exons: 4
Coding region: 1-1665 (554 amino acids)
Source: RefSeq, a predicted model, not a curated record